CUUGUGGCCUCCGGGCUGGAGACGGACGAGCGGGGAACCGGGAACGCGCAAAGCACAGACCGCUGUGCCAGAAUAAGGUGUUGGGGUAUGAGGGUGGGUGGGGGCCUGAGGGGUGGCUUGGAGCCCUGGCGGUGGCUGUCUGACGUCACCGGCCUCUCUGGCAAUAGGCUGGGAGCUGAGCUCCCUGAAGCAGCGGCGAAGGCAGCGGCGGCGGCAGCGCGCCUUGCUCUCUGGCCCCUUCACUCGGCGCCUUCUGCAGCCGCCACUGCAGCCGCGCGGCGGGGGCUCCCUCCCUGCAGCCCGCUGGCGGCUCCAGCCCUGUGCCUCUGCGAAGGAGAGGGGCUCCUGGAGACUGGCUCGAGGCGACACCGGAGAAGAUCUCCCCACCCUGGCAGUGUCUUCCUCGGUCCUCGGCUCGCGUGCGCACGCCCUCCCGCGCAGGGAGUAGUUUUGGGUGGCGUGGGCUCGGUCCUCUUCCUGGCUGGUGGGAACGGUGUGUCCAAGAGAGGAAGCCUGGUGGGCCCGGCCCCUCCCAGCCCAGCGCCGAUGAGUGCCCGGGCACCGAAGGAGCUGAGGCUGGCGCUGCCGCCGUGUCUCCUCAAUCGGACCUUUGCUUCCCCCAACGACAGCGGCAGCGGCAGCACGGGCGCCCGCAGCGCCGGCGCCGGCGGUGGAGGAGGCGGCACCUGCAUCACGCAGGUGGGACAGCAGCUCUUCCAGUCCUUCUCCUCUACGCUGGUGCUGAUUGUCCUCGUCACCCUCAUCUUCUGCCUCAUCGUGCUGUCCCUGUCCACCUUCCACAUCCACAAGCGUCGGAUGAAGAAGAGAAAGAUGCAGAGGGCUCAGGAGGAAUACGAGAGGGAUCAUUGCAGCGGCAGCCGCGGCGGAGGGGGGCUGCCCCGGGCUGGUAGUCAGGGCCCGACUCAAGGAAAAGAGACCCGGCUGGAGAGGCAGCCCAAGGACUCCGCCUUCAGCGCCCCCUCCAACACCACUUCCUCCUCCUCCUCCUCCUCCUCCUCUUCGUCCCCUGGCCUUCCUCGCCAGGGUCCCUGUGCUCCUCCGCCUCCGCCGCCAGCCCCCAGUCCGCAAGGGGCGCACGCAACCUCCUCUUCUUUGGACACAGCUGGCGAGGGCCUUUUGCAAACGGUGGUACUGUCCUGAUCGUGCAGCCCCUCUCCUCACCCCUGCCGCAUUUCCAGCAUCUUCGCCAUCCUUGCUCUUCUUCCUCCUCCCUUCCUUUUCCAGUUCCCUCUGGCCUUUCUUUCCUCUUUCUCCUUUCCUCACCCCACUACCCGGUUUCUCCUCCGCCGAGGCACUGUGCGGUAUUUGUAAAUAUUGGGCAAGGAAAGUCUCGGAAGAAGAAAUAGUGCUGAUAAUACUUUAUUAAUAUUUAUAGUAAUUAUUAUGAUACUAAUAACACAAUCCAAGCGCAUGACAAAUCACAUAUUUUCUCAUUGUCAAUGAAGGAUGCAUCUUCCCUCUUCACCAUAUAUCCCCCUCAGUACGGAGGAGAAACUGCACAAGCGACCAAAUAUAUAAAAGGCUUUGAAACCUGGAGCGAAAGGAAGGGAGGGGGCCCGGUAAUGUUGUAUAUAGCUGUCAAGUUAAGGUAACUUUCCUUCCCUCCUGCCGUCCGCCCCCAGCUGUCACUUUUCCUUUAGCUUCUCUCUCCUCCCCGUUUCUCACUCUCAGCCGGGCUCAAGCAUAUUAUAUUAUAAAGAAAAUUCUACACUAAGCACCAGGACUACAAAAGGCCACAGAGAAAGUCCCAGAAAAACGUUUAGGACAGGGACGGGUACCCCUCUCCAGGCAGCCAUCUUCUCAUUCCUUGGUUAACCAUUACUUUUUCCAGGACUGAGCAUUUUAGUUUAGUAAAUGUCUCUCGCUGGCCGAGCAUAAUAAAUACAUUCAAAUCUAUAAAUGAGUAAACAAAGAAAAACGAAACAAAAAUCUACUGCUUUCCGCUCCCAGCCCAACCCACUUAUACACCUUUUGACUUGUGGCAUUUUCAGGAGAGGAUCCGGGAGCUGUCCUGCAAGUUCUGGUGCUGAAAUCGCCUCACAGUAAUGGUUACUUCCUCUGAUCGUGAUAGCAGAGAAGGGGCUGUUUUGGAAAGUGACUAUACUGGCUUUCAGUUGGGUUUUUUUUUUUUCUUCUUCUUUUUCUACAGUCAGAUUAGCGUGUACUGUUGGUUUUCUUACUAUUAAAUGUUGCAUAAGUUACCUUUUUUGUAAAAAAACAAAGUUCCUAGGUGAUGUGCAGUACUGAAAGUGCAGUAUCUAACCAACCAGAAUGUUUGUGUUAUUUUUAGAAUGAAUGCACCUUUGUUAUAUACUUACUAUAUUGGUACCAAAUACAGGAGAAAACUAUAGUUCUGUACUAAGUCCUCCAAACUGUAUAUUCUUAUUCUUACUUUCCAGCUGUUGAUAUAAUGGUUACCACUGGGUGAGGAACUCAGUGGUGCAGGCCUGGCUUCUGCUGUUUCCAGAAGUGUUCUUUUGUACCUUACUCUGUAGUAGACUGUUAUAAAAAGAUAACACAUAUGUUUUCCUUCUUCUUUUGCGAAUAACAGAACAACCGCCACAACAGAAGACAAACAAAUAAUGGAUGUGCAGGAAUGCCAUCUAUUAAAAUAUGAUUAAUAUUUAAACAGUGACUGUAGUUCUCCCUGCAUGCAGUUAAGUUCCAUCUGGAGGCAGUGGUGUGCGAGCUUGCUUGUACUGUAUGUGUUUGGGGGCAAAACUGGUGGGGUGCGGGGCAAUUUGGAUGACAGGACAUGCAAAUUUCAAGAGAAUGACAUCCGCAAAAACUUAUGGGGUAAAAAUGUUUACACCUUGUGUCUGAGAUACAGCAAAGGUGGGCCUUCCUUUAUUAGUCUGGCUAGGCUAAUUUCACUGAAUACAUAAAAAAAAUUGCUGAGGAGAAUAUUUUGUUCUGUCUCCUAAUGCCAGACCAGCCCAUCUCUUUUAGAAAUGGAGUCUGCCUAUCAUUAUUUACCACUUUGUUUCCCUUGGAUGGCUGGCAGAAGGGGCCAGAAGCAUAUUAAAACCUCAAGUAGAUGCAGUGGCAUCCUUUCUUGGGAACUAACUCUUUGACAGCUACUGAAGUUAUCUGUAAAAUGUAUGAAUGAGAAUGAUUUACAAAAAGCUUCAUCAAAAAGAGUGCUUACUAUGCUGCUGGGUGCAAGGCAACAGUGUCCCUAAAGUGUAUCCCUCUAAGUAACUAGUAGCUAGUUGUUCUAGAUUCUCUGUCUUGGUUCCGGGCAUACAUGUUCUUGGCCAGAGAAAAUAUUAACUGUGCUGUUUUUCGUCUAUUAAAUUGCCCAAGUUCAGUCUACAUCUUUUAUAAGGCUAAUUUAAUAAGCUUAAUUUUACACCUAUCAGAUAGCUAUUCAUGUGCUUUCCUGAAGCACGGAUCAUCAUGUAAACAUCCUAUGUUGUAAUAUCAGGAAGACCAGGUAUAGUUUUUGGAUACAAAAUAUGAAACAAUGAACCAGAUUCUCUCCAGUGCCUUCAUCACUUCCUAAUAAGUAAAAGAGUGCAUUAACUCCCUCAAGACACUAGGGAGUCCAUUUGUGCAUUAGACCUCUACAUCGUACAUCCAGAAUGACUAAGGCACUGUGAAGAGGAGAGUUCAUUAAUUUUUGUAGCUCACCCACAUACAGCUGUAGCCCUUUAAUACUUAUUAUAAAAUGACUUUUGGAGCUGGGUGUAGAAUAGAAUCAAGAACCCCAAAGGGAGCAUCCUCAUUUCUAAUGAGCUCUACUAAGAUACAUGGAUAUUAUCCCCCCCUUUAUUUGGUACACUUUUUACAGUGAAUAAUUUCCCAUUUUAUUAAAGCAAUAACCUAUUCAGUUGUGAGCAGUAUUAGAUGAUGAUUCCAUUUUCUUGGUGCUGAAGCUAUUCAUGUGUUCUUGCCUUAUGAAUUAUAGUGCAUUUAAGGCAUGCAAUAAUAAUCCCUUUCCAAGGAACAGCCUGUAAACCCUGAAGGGUAAUGUCCUAUGUAGUUUUUUCCCAAAUGAAUAGAAGAAGCAAGAGAUUUAAAAGAAUAGUGUGUAUUGUUUAAAAAUCUUGAUACCUCUAACCGUGGACAUAUAUCUGUAAUAGACUGAUUUUUGUGCACCUUUAAAUGUGUAUGCCUUUCUCCAUUAAUUUAUUAUGGUUUAAUAUUUUAAUACUGUCCUCUGAGAAGGUGAUACAGUUUUUAAAUCAAAUUUCAUAUUGAGUUUAAUAUACUAAGAACCCUAGGCUUCUGGUGGUGUCACAUGUGACUUUAAUGAGGUAGAAAGAGAAUUACAUGAGAUACUAGUAAGACAGCCCUCACACUAAAUUGUUACAAUAAGCACAUAUCCAAGCAGUUUAUGUAAACUCUGUAUAAAAUACUGCUUCUUAUAGAGCUCAGUUGUCUGUCCCAGGAGUUUGGGAUGCUUCCAGUGGGAAAUUUUGGUCUUCAUUUAUAUGAAACAAAAGGCACUCUGGAAAUAGCUAAAUUUAAGGAUUUUAUUCACUGAUGUCCAAUCAAACUAAUUGCUUCAAACCCCUAUAGCUGUAGCUCAGCUUCUGCUCUUGCUAUUCAGUAUUAAUAAGGUGGCAUGCUUGAUUCCUAUUGUUUUUAAAAAUGAGAAAAUUGGAGAGAGAAUGCCAUUAUGUCAACUGUAUGGGACUCUGAAUCUUAAAGAUGUAGAUGAAUAUAAUCUUUAGAAUUUAUAUACACCCAUAGAUAUGUAUUUAUAUAUGCAUACAUUUUGUACAAAUUUACAAUGGACUUUUUGUAUUCUCUUUUCUGUCAUUACAAGAACGAGAUGGAAACCAAAUAGCUGUUCCAUUCUCUUAUCCAGAGAGGAUACUGAGAAGUCAGGUAUAUGCAUGCAAUUAUUUCUCUGAGGUCAAAUCUGAAUGACUUUUUCCUUAUUUAAUGAAAGGGGAGAGAGUCCUGGUUGGCUUUGGAAAUUGGUAAUUAGAUAAGCUUCCUUUCCUAUGCUAGUGACUCAAAUGUAGCAAUGAUAAUAAAGUUAUGACCAUAUCAAUGUAGUCCAACUAUCUAGAUGGAACACAACAAUAUCCAGAAGAGGGUUAGGGCCAUCUAAAUCACAAACUUGGACUGCAGUUCAAUUUUUCAUUUUAAACCUAUAUGUUGUGUAAGUACAGCUUAUAUCUGCAUAGCUAAAGGUAAAAUGAAAAUGUGACCAUUAAUUUUUUAGUCUGAUAAGUAAUUUUUGGAAGAUGUGGACAAAUUAUCUUUAAAAAUCUUCUUUGGCAUCUGACAUUUCCAUUUCUAUUUGUAUUUAUUGAAUUAAUUGGUAAUGGUUAAAAAGUUUAUUUUUCCAAUGUGCACACAUACCCUUUAAAUGGUUUGAUGUGGAUGACAGCUAAGCAAUUACUAGCUGAUAUUAUGUGAAAGUUAUGGACUAAAGUAGAACAAGAACUUUAAUAUAAUCUGGUUAGGCUCCUCAAAGUUAGUCAUAUGUGAAUCUGGAUUUUGAAUUUUAAUCUAAAAGCCACCUAUUCUAUUUUGGAACUGGUGAUUGUGGCUUACAGAUGCUUCAGUUCAUAGAAGGAUGAAUUUCCCUAUCUAUAUUAGGAUAUUUAAUCAUUGGGUUAAACAAAUCUAAUUCUGAUUUUUUUCAUUUAUUUGAUAAUAUUUGAGAAACAGCUUAUAUGGCUUGAUAUCAAUACUUAUCACUGUCACCAACCUAAUAAUGCAAUUGGUGCCAGGCAAAAAAUGCUUAUGUGAUAAUAUGAAUUUAAUUAGCUUUAAUUGGUGACAACAAUAUACAAAGUGAUCUUACCUGUUUGAGGCAGGGAUUUUCCCUGAAAUGUGUGAUUGCAUUGGGGUGUUUCUGUAGAGAGAUUAAUAACAACAGUGACAGCAACAGACUGAUUUUUGAACUUGGGUAUAUCCAACAGGUAGAAUAAAAUAGAUAUUAGAAUUCAUGAAAAUUUUGUUUUGCUUUUCUAUCAAUAAAAGAGUUUUCUUGUUAA
This is a messenger RNA of Chinchilla lanigera (long-tailed chinchilla), 5981 nucleotides long. RefSeq names its product chromosome unknown open reading frame, human C11orf87 (gene CUNH11orf87). Bases 88 to 1161 code for a protein of 357 amino acids. The record is from RefSeq and is a predicted model, not a curated record. Lineage: Eukaryota; Metazoa; Chordata; Mammalia; Rodentia; Chinchillidae. The transcript is spliced from 2 exons.